This is a messenger RNA of Rhagoletis zephyria (snowberry fruit fly), 640 nucleotides long. RefSeq lists its product as uncharacterized. NCBI's taxonomy places the organism in Eukaryota, Metazoa, Arthropoda, Insecta, Diptera, Tephritidae. The record is from RefSeq and is a predicted model, not a curated record.
GUAAACAAAAACACAGCCGUAACGAGUGAAGUGCGCAGCCGCGACAGUCAGAAGUCGAAACGAAAUGAAAUAGGACUAGAAAUCGUGAAAGUACGCAAAGUAAAUAAAAACGCAAACGCAAAUGCAAAGUAAAAUGCCGAAAAUAGCCACACUGAGGGUUGAACAACUAAAAGCGUUGCUACGCGAGCGAGACAAAGCAACGGCCGGUACGAAAGCGGAAUUAAAUCAAAGAUUGUGUGAAACGGUUGGCAGUGACGAAAUUGUGGUAGAAAAUGAGAACGAGACGAUGCAAGCACAAAUAAAUGAAUUACGCGAAAUGAUGCAAGGCAUUGCAUCAUUGCUACAAGAACGAAGUAAUAACAAUUUGCAACAACAAACAUGUAGUGACAAAGUGCAACAACAAACACCACAACAAUCUAUCGCGAGUGCCGAAAAUGAAAGAGUAGUUUCUCCGAGACAAAAUUUAGAUUUUUAUAGUGCGCGGUGUUCGGUCAAAGAAAUCGCAGAAAAGUUGCCGACAUUUGAUCCGACUAAUGAGCUUUCGUUGUGCGUUGAAAAAUUUAUUGAACGUGUUGAACAAGCCCGAAGUGCAUACCAGUGGGAAGAAAGAAGUUUAAUGCUGACAGUUUUAGCCGCAUGA